GUUAAAACAAUUCUCUGUUUUUCUUCCUCUAAAAUCUUUACAGAUGCAACAAAAUUCCUCCUUACUACCAAAUAAUCGAUCUACAUCUUUUCUCACCAUGUCGACACCAACACUCUAUACUGGCAAGUCAAUUACGGAUGCCUUAGCUACGGAACUUCUUGUCAUUAUCUGCGAAUAUCUUCCUCGCGAGGACUUGAUCAAUUUUCGAUUGGCGAACAAAGUUUGUGCCGAAGUCACGUCUAAAAACCUCGUUCAAGAUUUGCAUGUCAUAUUCACAGAGAAAAGUCUCAGUAACUUGUUGAAUAUAUCCAAACAACCAAAUCUUUCGAGAAAUGUCAGAAGCAUAUUGUAUGAGCCAUAUACCUUGCGAGCUCUUUGUGAGAACGAAUAUGUCUAUCACAUAGAUAAGAAGUUAAAUCUUAUGCGUCCUGAUGCAGAAGAAGAAGACGAAGACCUAAACAAGGGAUGGAAGCUGUACAACCAAAUUCGCAAACGUGAAUUGUACUUGAACACGUUGAAUUACGAUAUCUCUGUCUUCGCACAAGCUGUCCCAAAAUUCUCAACUCUCAACACGAUUGUCGUGGAUGACGCUGGACUUCCAUCUGAUCGAGUCAUAAACUCUUACAACCGCAAGGCACAUCUUUGUAAGAAGAUGUUCAGCUCUGGAUCAAGUGGUAGCUAUACUGCCUACAAACCAGGGAUGUCGCAUGAGCUACUUCUUGCUGCUAGCCUUGCCGGUGCACCACUGACUACUUUCAGAGCCACAGCUCUACCUUUGGCAUUUUUCAACGCGAUGCCAAUGAGAAGUGACUAUGUGGCUCUUUCAGCGUUGCAGAAUGUUAAGCAUAUCGACAUUACCAUCAACGUCAACGAAGAAGAAUGGCAAGCCGGCGUCAAUGUAGUUGUUCCUCGCCUUGCACAAUUUUUGUCUCUCGCCUCUAAUCUCGAAACUCUUCGUAUCGAUUUGGGGAAUCAUAAAACAAGAUCAAUGGUGCCAAUUCCUUUGGAUGUGGUAAUUGGAUGCACAGGUAGUUUCCCAAAGUUACGCAGUCUCAACCUUCGUCAUUUCUCGUGCACCGAAGUCUUUUUCUCAGAGUUUCUUCAAAAACAUGCGGAAAGACUGGAACAUUUGGCACUUGACACAAUGACGAUGGCCGACACUUGUCCUGGUUGGGGUAGUGUUUUCAACACACUUGAAACUAAUUUGAGACUCAAGUCUUCUCAAUUCACUGGUCUUUGGUAUGAGGGGCAGGAUGAUGACGAAGACAUAGCUUGUCCAAUAAAGCUUUCCGCAUCAUACCCUGGAACUUUGUCAAGUUCUCUGGGCAAAGUACUACAGCACCGUGUCGUCAAGAAGUGUAUGCCGGUGAGAGGCAUAUAUAUGACCAUGGAAGAGAUCUGGGAGGCCGCCACGAGAGAGUCAAAAAAAAGGGGAUAUGAAACUCCUAGUGAUGAUGAUUCUGACGAUAGCGACGAUUCUGGUUUUUACGAUGACGAUGAUGAUGAUGACGGCUACUUUGAUGAUGAUGACGAAGAAGAUGACGAUGAUGAUGAUAGUGUUGAGGUUAGCGAUGAUGAUGAAGACAGCGAGGAUAGUGAUGAUGAUGAAGACGAUGAGGGUAGUGUUGAUGACGAAGAGGAUGAUAGUAGUGAUGGUGGAGACGAGGUUAGUGAUGAUGAUGACGAUGACGAUGAGAAUAGCAUUGAUUGAGAAUGCUCAUUUCGAUAAUUCUUCUAACGAGAUGUUAUAAUGUGGCUCUGGACAUACACAAAACAGGGUUCGCAUGGAGAAUACUAUAAUCUAGGAUUCUUUAAUAUCUCUUAAAUAUAGCCAAUUGUAAAUUUCCGAGUGAUUGGUUCAUACUAUGACAAUAUCGGGAGUUGGUUUGCAUUGGAGUAGAUGAAAAUUGCUGGCUUCUCAUCA
Molecule: messenger RNA, 1924 nt
Organism: Botrytis cinerea B05.10
Lineage: Eukaryota; Fungi; Ascomycota; Leotiomycetes; Helotiales; Sclerotiniaceae
Exons: 1
Coding region: 44-1711 (555 amino acids)
Source: RefSeq, a predicted model, not a curated record